AACAAGAAAAAUAACGAUGAACCAAGUUCACACAAGAUGUCGCUCGCCCAGAAUGAUAUCGUUGUAACUUGUCAACUUUGAUUCUGUCAAAAUUCACCCGAAAUAACGAAUUAAUGCCUGCCUAAAUGGUUGUUUCAGACUCAAUCCUCUUUCCUCCUUCCAACAUGAAGGUGCGAAUUACAAGUUUAGAUGGGAGGGAUUAUUUAGCCGACCUUCAUCAGGAAUGGAGUGUUGAUAAAGUAAAAAUCAUGUCGCUUAGCCAUUUCUUCAACCCAGCUGAGAGCAUGAAAACCUCACUGUAUCAUAAACUGGUACAUGUGAGGUCUGGUAAAGUCCUUGACGAGGAGCAGAGCCUUGCGCAGGAAGGUGUCAGAGAUAAUGAUGAACUGCUUCUUUUGAAAAGACGACUUCCGCCAUCUCCCUUUGAUGGGCCUGAGAAAGCCAAGGCUGAUGGCAAGAAGGAAAUGGACAUGGAGACCAUCAGACGUAUGACGGCCGAUGUGCCCAAGUCAACGUGUGAAGCUGCCGAUGACUCGUCUGAUCCAGCUGUAGAUUUCCAGACAGAGCUGCGCCGUAUCCUGAUAUCGUUGAUAGAAGCCUCACAGAGAAUCCUCUGCAUGAACCCUGCAGCUGCCAAAAUAUUCAAACAGGCUGAAGAAAUCCUAAAUGAGCCUCCUCGGCCGAGUCAGGUGGACGAUAUGUCACUCAAACAGCUGGUGGAUAUGGGCUUCCCGGAGGCGAGAGCUCGGAAGGCUCUCAUGCUGAAUAAGAUGAAUGUGAUGCCAGCGAUGGAGUGGUUGUUUCAACACGAGGAUGACCCUGACAUUGAUGCACCUCUGCCAGGGGAGGAGGAGACAACUCCGCAGACUCCAGAGGAGCAGCCAGAGGGAGCAAUUGGCGGCAAGGAAAAUCCUGAUGGAACUCCCAAAGUGACAAAUAUUCUCGAAUCUCUACGAGCUUUCAGGAAGAGGGAAUUCCGUCCAAAUGCCAGGGCUCUACAGAAGCUGUUGGAAAUGGGCUUCAGUGAACAGGAGGCGACGGAUGCACUCCGAGUGUCUAGGAAUGACCAGGAUGCAGCUUGUGAAUGGCUCCUUGGUGACCGGCAGACCCGCCCGGAGACGGUGGACGAUGGACUGGACCCUGACAGUCCUGUCUACAAGGCAAUACUCGCCAACCCAACUGUCCAGCUGGGCCUCAAUAACCCUCGAUGUUUACUGGCUUUCCUUCAGAUGCUUGAGUCCCCUAUGUCAGCCAAUCAGUGGCUCAACGAUUCAGAGACAGGGCCAAUCCUUAUCCAGAUAUCGAGAAUAUAUCACGCCGAGAAAAACUCGAAACCUCGCAACAUCCAAAGUGCGGUUGCAAGCUGACGAAUACAGAGGGCUUCCUUUGUAAUAAUUUAUUUAUGCAAUAUGAAAGUUGUUUUUCUGUGUAUGUGUAUGCUUUUAGGAGAUGAUUGUUACGACUUUAUACCAAGUGUUUGUAAGGCUAAAAAAUAUAAUAGCCUUGGUUCUCAGGCACUGCUUACGUCAUCAUAAAGUCCACUGCACGUUUUGUUUUUAUUUCCAUUUAGAGAAAAGAAAAAUUCUUUCUUUUCUGCAUCUCGAACGCACGACACCCCUAAAAAAAAUCCUUAAGUAUUCCGGGUCUCAAAUACAUGAAAUACCUAUGCUACCAUACCUAAAAACAAUGUGAUCCAAUAUAGUGUGCAGUUACUUCCCUGCACUGCACAUCUCGUGUUAUGGUCAUGGCGGCAAUAGGAGUUUGUGUGCUUGUUUUGCUGUUUGCAAAUUUGGUAAAUUAAAACAUGAAAUUUAUGAUAAAACAUCAUCAGUCAUGAUGAUUUUCGAAUUCAAUGGCAUUUGUGUACUGUAUGCCAGACAAUAUUUUAUACACAGAGAUUAAGAUAACAUGUGUAUUUGUCUUGUAAAAUAAGCCGGAAAUAGCAAUCAGCUCUUCACACAUUUUCUCCUCGAUCUAUGGUUGAUUUAGUUUAGGAAAUAAUGUCAUGGCCAAUAAGAAAUUCAAUACAAUGAUAGGAAGUCUGAAGACUUUGUAUUUCUAACGACUAAUGUUGUGAGUUCAUGGUGAGUUGUGAUUUGCUGAUCAUUUCAUAAAUGAUUUCGCUGAAAUUAAUGUAAAUAAAAUUGAAUAAAAUCUUUGAUAAUAGUAAUAUAAUAGAUAACAAACGUAAGUCCAGAUACACAAUGAACACUUUUAUAGCCAGACAGUGUAGUAACAGGACUAACUUGCGUACUUCAGUACGGAUUUGUUGGCAUGCUUCUUCCGGUGUUGUGUGUUCACUGUAAAGUCUUCACGUUGUGAUAUAAAAUCAAAGCUCAUUGUAUGCAUGAAUUAUGCACACACUGAUGUUAAACAGUGGUCAAAUACUGUAUGCCAGUAUUUUACUCAUCAAGGAAUACGUAUAUGUGGGGAGGCCCUUUCUCAGGUUGAUUGUACACAACUGUUUAUUUGGUAACAUGCAAGUCUAAAAACCAUCAUCCGCUCCAUGAUAUUUUCCAAAGCCAUUGCCUGAGAACCAAUUCUUUUAUUUUGUAAGCCUAAAGUAAUUGCACAUACUCGGCUUUUUUAAAUUGAGUGAUUGUUUCUCCGGCAUUAAGGGACUGACCAUGUGAUAUUCUUGGAGGGUCCCUAAAUCACUAACCAAUCACUUAUCUGGUCCAGGCUUCAUUAUUAACGGCCAUAUAGCUGGGGGGCGGUGGGGUAGCCUUAUGGUUGAAGCUUUCGCUUGUCACGCCGAAAACCCCGGGUUCAAUUCCUGACAUGGGUACAAUGUGUGAAGCCCAUUUAUAGUGUCCCCUGUGGUAUUGCUGGAAUAUUGCUAAAAGCGGCGUAAAACAAAUUCACUCACUCACUCAUAUAGCUGGAAUAUUGCUGAGUGACAAAACUACAAACAAUUUGAGUCAGGGAGGUAUGAUAUCAUUUAAUGAGAUUGAGAACAAGGGUUAGGAUUUCUUUAAAUGGCAUUUAGAAGUUAUACAGACAGAAUUUAUGGAUGUCAACUUCUUCAGCACGAAGAAAACAAUGUUUCGGUAAAUACUUACUCCUUUAUCAGGUGAAAUAUACUCCGAAACAUUGUCAUAAUAAAGAAGUUGACAUCAAUACAUUUUCUUCCUCACUUUGAGGUCAUGAAAGAUGAAACACCUCUUCCCGAGGCAAGGGAGUUAACUGACUUUAAAAGUCCAGUUUCCACUCGAACUAGGUUGGAAUUCCUGGGCUCGAUCGUAGCACCACUAGUGGUUUUACGAGUUACGUCCCUUCUAAGGCUAU
Molecule: messenger RNA, 3288 nt
Organism: Haliotis rufescens (red abalone)
Lineage: Eukaryota; Metazoa; Mollusca; Gastropoda; Lepetellida; Haliotidae
Product: ubiquitin-associated domain-containing protein 1-like
Exons: 10
Coding region: 126-1367 (413 amino acids)
Molecular function (GO): protein binding
Source: RefSeq, a predicted model, not a curated record